Arachis ipaensis is the source of this 1027-nucleotide messenger RNA. The record is from RefSeq and is a predicted model, not a curated record. NCBI's taxonomy places the organism in Eukaryota, Viridiplantae, Streptophyta, Magnoliopsida, Fabales, Fabaceae.
AAAUGAAAGCUUCUUCUCCUCUCCCUAGCACGAGUUACUUCUCUCCGUGGCUGCUACUUCUGCUUCUUCCGCCGCUGCCGCUGCCGCCGCUGCCGCUGCCGCCGCUGCCGCUGCCGCCGUUGCGUCGCACAAUCUCUCUCUCUCAUCCCUUGCGUCGCACGAGAUCCCUCCGGCGCCGCUCUCGUCGCAUCUACUCCCAUGGUCGCAGAGCUCUCUCUGCCGCUGCUCUCAUCGCAUCUGCUCCCUCUAGCGCCUCUUCCAUCUAAUCUCAACUCGCUCUCUCGGUUCUUCUCGUAACCAUCUCAAAUUUCAGGUUCAAACAUGGAGCAACUUCUUGAGAAGGUAGUUGUAGAUAGGAAUGUGUGUUUUUUCUGGUUGUUGCAGAUAAUGUCUGUGCAGUCAAGGAGUGACAGCGUUAACACUUCUCUUUUUGACAAAAGGGAGCACAUAGAGAAGCUGCAUCGUACUUGCAAUCUUCUCCGUAAAGUUCAGGUCCCUCCGGUGGGGUUAUUUUCCAACUGUCUUGUGCAACAAAAAGUUCUUCAUCCAUUCCGGAAGCAGAAGUGGAGCAAGGGAAAGCAAAAGGAAAAGGUGAACAACCAGGUGCUGUUUGAUCAGGGUACUUAUGACAAGCUCCUCUCUGAAGCUCCCAAAUUCAAGCUCAUCACUCCUUCUAUUCUCUCUGAUCGUUUGAGGGUACCCCUCUUUCUCUUACUCUCCCAAGCAUUAAAUAUAUUGUUCAUGUUGAUGGUGUGUGUUCUGCUAUUCUGUAGUAUAAGCAGUGGUGAAGGUUGCUAUCUUGUUUGAAGAUUCUUUGAAUUUGUGUGUUAUUCUAUUGACAUUCUAAGUUAGUAAUGCCUAUAUGUUCCUGCUUGUCCCUGCCCUAUUUGGGGCUAAUCCUAAAAGCUUUUUGUGUGCAGACAAACCCAUCUACCAUAUGCUUAUGUUGCCCAAGAGAGUGGACAGCAAAUGGGCCCAUAGAUAAGAACUAGGAAAAGAAAGCCUUAUACAGUUACACCAAAUAAAA